UCGAGUGACGUGACGUCACGGACAUCCAUGUGUCAUACCCCAAACAAGACAUCGCAACGUGGAGGAACGUUCAGGAUGUCGUCGUUCAUGACAACAACAGCGACUACUGCCGCAUCAACUGUAGUUCAACUAAACGGUGUCCAAGCAGCUGGCCACACACCAGCCUCAACGACAGCCUGGACAUCAUUUAAAGCCCUGGCCUCCACUGUUCAGGAAAACAGGUUCCUCGUCGGUGCUUCAUUUGUUGCAGGAAUAGCAACAUCUGCCGGUGCCUACCUGCUGUGGAAGAGGGUGAUCCAGUCUUAUGCCAUUCCAGCCUUGCAGACACUGAGUCAUUGGUCACGUGGGUCUGAUUUAGAUGUGUCAAGUUCAAGGUCAUCUAAUGACGUCUAUGAAUCUUUGUCUGAUUUGCACUCGUUCUCAAAAUGUUCAAUACUAACCGAGGAAGAAAAGACCAAAGAUGUGGACGACCUCGAACCUGGUGCAGCUGCUGAUUGCGUUGCGUGACAUGGAGUGUGGGUGGGAUAGCUUUCCUUCAGGCCGGUAGGGUGGGAUGGGAUAUUGGGGGCGUGAUAGGUGAGGUGAGGUGAAAUGGGGUUUAACGUCGCGUC
Molecule: messenger RNA, 611 nt
Organism: Haliotis rufescens (red abalone)
Lineage: Eukaryota; Metazoa; Mollusca; Gastropoda; Lepetellida; Haliotidae
Exons: 4
Coding region: 28-507 (159 amino acids)
Source: RefSeq, a predicted model, not a curated record